GCAGGAAAGUUACUUUGGGGAGAGUGGAAAGUGAGGUGGGCAGGCAGCCAGCUAAGGAGGGAAUGGCAAUCACGAUCUGUGAUCUGUUUUUUUCCUCUUCUUUGACAUCCCCACAUCAAUGAUACACGCACACCCAGGCACUAAUUCAGGGGUUACGCGUUUGAAAAGCUGGCAUCCUCCACCCCCAGGAGUGAGCGGUGGGUAAGGGUCUGGACUGGGCGCCGGGUCGGAAUUUUCGUGCGGAAGAGGCUCUACCCUCUGGGGCCCGUCUGGGGGAAACACAGCCUCAAGACUCUUCCUGCUGAUGCAAUCUGCAGGAGAGCCAGCGAUCGCCGCUGCCAGGGCCAGUCUGCUAGGCGCCCGCCACGUGUGCCCGCCGCCCCUCCAGCCCCUUCCCCAGACUCGCGCCGCCCGGAACGCCCGGGACGCAGCGCCUUUGCCUCCGCUCACCUCGAGCUGCUCUCACGGCCGACCGAACAAUGAAGUCAUCGCCGGGCAGGACCUUGCAUUCUUCUUCUCUUCAGACUUCUGCUCAUCCCCCGCUCACAGGAUGUACCGCCCGCCUCAAGCUCUUUCACAGCUGCAUUCGUGAACCGAGAUAAAAGGCUGCUCGCAGCUCCUUCCCCUGCCUGUUUUGAAGCGCGGAAAGGAAGAGGAAGCUCUUCUCAAUUUUCUAAGAUGCACAGGAGGGCGAACCUGGAAUUUAACCAGUCUGCCCGAAGCCGGCGGUGGAGGACAAAAACAGCCGCGACCUCCGGCAGGGCAGAAAGAGAAGGGGAGCCCUCGCAGGACGCUCUCCUUUGGGGCCCGUGCCUGGGUGUUUGAUCCUCCUUUUCCUGUUUGCUUGGGGACCGGACCGGAGCGGAGCAAAGGGUGUGAUGGACUGCAGUAAUGGAUGCUCCGCGGAAUGUCCCGGAGAAGCAGGAUCAAAAGAGGUGGUGGAGACUUUUAAGGCUAAAGAUCUAAUAAUCACACCAACCACCGUUUUAAAGGAAAAACCAGACCCCAAUACUCUGGUUUUUGGAACGGUUUUUACGGAUCACAUGUUAACAGUGGAGUGGUCCUCGGAGUUUGGAUGGGAGAAACCACACAUCAAGCCUCUUCAAAACCUGUCGUUGCAUCCAGGUUCGUCGGCUUUCCACUAUGCAGUGGAACACCAUCUUUAUUUGAAAGAACAAAGAAAAGUUACUCAAACUCAGUUAUUUGAAGGAUUGAAGGCAUUUCGGGGAGUAGAUAAUAAAAUUCGUCUGUUUCGACCAAACCUCAACAUGGAUAGAAUGUACCGGUCUGCUAUGAGGGCAACUUUGCCGGCAUUUGACAAGGAAGAGCUUUUAGAGUGUAUUCAGCAGCUUGUGAAAUUGGAUCAAGAAUGGGUCCCCUACUCAACAUCUGCAAGUCUGUAUAUUCGUCCUACAUUCAUUGGAACUGAGCCUUCUCUGGGAGUCAAGAAGCCUACUAAAGCCCUGCUGUUUGUAAUCUUGAGCCCAGUGGGACCUUAUUUUUCAAGUGGAAGCUUUAAUCCAGUGUCCCUGUGGGCCAAUCCGAAGUACGUAAGAGCCUGGAAAGGUGGGACCGGGGACUGCAAGAUGGGAGGGAAUUAUGGCUCAUCUCUCUUUGCCCAAUGUGAAGCAAUGGAUAACGCGUGCCAGCAGGUUCUGUGGCUCUAUGGAGAGGAUAAUCAGAUAACUGAAGUUGGAACAAUGAAUCUUUUUCUUUACUGGAUAAAUGAAGAUGGAGAGGAAGAACUGGCAACUCCUCCGCUAGAUGGCAUCAUUCUUCCAGGAGUGACGAGGCAGAGCAUCCUGGACCUGGCACACAAUUGGGGAGAAUUUAAGGUGUCAGAGAGGUACCUCACCAUGGACGACCUGACCACAGCCGUGGAGGAGAACCGCGUGAGGGAGAUGUUUGGUUCUGGUACCGCCUGUGUUGUUUGCCCAGUUUCGAAUAUACUGUACAAGGGUGAGACUAUACACAUCCCAACUAUGGAGAAUGGGCCUAAGCUUGCAAGCCGCAUCUUGGACAAAUUGACUGAUAUUCAGUACGGAAGAGAAGAGAGUGACUGGACAAUCACAGUAUCCUGAAUGGAAAAGAACAGGCUAUCAUUUGUGUGCUCUUGGGACAGACUGUUGCAUUUGAAUUAUGAGAAAUUUCUUUGGCUAUCUGUUUUUAGUUGUGCAUAAUGUAGUUUGUAUUAUCCGUGUUACCAGGGCGAUUGUUUCCUCAUGCCAGAGAAGAUGAAUUGCAAUCAUCCAGUGGUAGUUUAUAAACUUGCUCCUAGAAGCUUACCUUACCUUCUCUAGAAAGAUGAGAAUGGAAGCCAUCUAAGCGCAGAAUUUUCCUCCAUAACCUGAGUGCUUCCCUUGGUACUUCAAUCAGAUAAAAAAGUGUUUAUUCUUUAGCAUAAGUUACGUUCUGCUCCUCAACCAAGCGAGUGUUUUUUGUGUUUGAAAGCUGAUCUGAGUAACUUUCAUAGGUACCAUUUCCUGCGACACAUCUUCAUCCUCAGAAGGUUUUUUUUUUUUUUUUUAAAUCAAGACUUUGAGAAACUGGAUUUCCUCCCCUCAUAUUUCUUUCCAGGUCCCCUAAGUCCAUCUUAGGGAAAAUCUCUCCCUCCUUCCUGAUGUCACGGUCUGCGCCAGGCUCUCCUGGUGCAUCAGCAAGGCCCACCCCUGCCCUUUCCAUAUUGUGUUGUAAUCAGCGGUCAGGCUUCACUACAAGACUGAGGGUCUUGUGCCUUAUAGAUCUUUGUAUCCCCCUCCUGGCACAUAACAAGGAAUGAAUGAACGAACAUGUACCUUCUAUAGAAGUGUACCUUCUUUGUUUCUAUAUUGUGAAAUCUCUUUAUUAGAAUUUGUGAUUGAUUCUGACUUUGUAUUUACCUCAUAUUGUCUUUAUUUUCCAUGGACUGCUAAGUCAUUAGAGAUGCUCAGAGUCAUAGUUUGUUGGAGGAAUGAUUUCUUAUUUGAAGACUGUCUUGGAAUUAAAGUAAUAGCUCUAGAGAGAUCGUGAUACCAUAUCAACGAAAUGGAAAUGAUAUAUGUUACGUGUUAAACACAUAAAUGUUAUGUUAAAUACAGAAUAAAUCAUAUUUAGUUUUUUGAUAGAAAGCAAAGAGGUAUAUACUCUGGUUUUUAUACUCUGGUUUUAUAGGUGCUCAUUUCUGUUGGAUGGGGAUUGGAUAAGCACAUGGUUAGGGUACAGGGAGAGUGAUUAUAGAUGAUAUUUUCCUUGUUUAGGAGCCAUGAGUUAAAUUGUAUCCUGGUUUAUUUAGGGGAAAGUCAAAUCUUGAUAGAAAACAUUUACCCUUGGAAGGUCAACUCUCAGACAUUAUAUUUUGGUUUCCUUUAGUCCUAAUAACUUUCAUCUUGCUGAUCAUAUUUCAUCCUCUUUUCAGAGCAAGGAAAAAAAUUCUAAAAGUUUUGACGUGCUGGAAAAUUUUCCUUAAGGCAUUUAGCAACACAUAGCAAAUGGGGCUUUGAUUCUUUUCCAAGACUUUUGGCCAUAGAGUCUUUUUAGAUAGGAACGGUAAAAUGAAAAUGAGGGAAGUAUAAGAUGAAAAGGAAUGGUAAAAAUAUCUUUUAGGGGGCUUUUAAUUGGCGAUCUGAAGUCUUGGGAGAGUCUGUUCUUUUUAGGUAGGGCUGAAGUGCUUUAACUAUCCUCUGCACAACUUUGUUCACCAAGUAGCAUUCUAAGAGUAUACAUUUGCCUUGGCUAAAUCCUGGGACCUCAUUUUCAAUAUUGUAGUCUAGAAAUGACUUAAGGUAAUUCUAACCUGUCAAGUAGCCCAUAAUAGCCAGACUCAACAUUCCUAUGAGAAAUGGAAAUCAUCUAUUUGCCACAAAUACAUUUUAUACUUUGCAUCUCUGAAUUUAGUAUGGCGAGACAUGUGCGUUGUAAGAGUUGGAGAGCAAUAUGUCUUGACAUUAUGUCUGUGUGAUUUAUUUCAUCAAACCUUAAGAGCAUUUUAAGCCCUUUCUACCAGACUCUGAAGAUGAAGGAUGUACAUUUAAGGAAACAAGGUCUCCUAAAACAGAGAACACAAUCUGCCAUUCUCGUUUAAGUAAUAAGACAGGAAAUUGACUUUGACACUAACUUGUUAAAUAGAUUUAAAGGGAACAACUGCACAUCUUUUUUCCUUGUGCACUAUUUGUUUAAUUGCAGUGGAUUAAUACAGCAAGAGUGGCACAUUAUAACUAGGCAAUUAUCCAUUCUUCAAGACUUAGUUAUCGUAACACUAAUUGAUCAUUUAAGGCAUAAGAUAGGCUAGCA
This is a messenger RNA of Balaenoptera ricei (Rice's whale), 4269 nucleotides long. RefSeq names its product branched chain amino acid transaminase 1 (gene BCAT1). Gene Ontology annotation, biological process: L-valine biosynthetic process; L-leucine biosynthetic process. Bases 879 to 2081 code for a protein of 400 amino acids. The record is from RefSeq and is a predicted model, not a curated record. Gene Ontology annotation, molecular function: branched-chain-amino-acid:2-oxoglutarate transaminase activity. Gene Ontology annotation, cellular component: mitochondrion. Lineage: Eukaryota; Metazoa; Chordata; Mammalia; Artiodactyla; Balaenopteridae. The transcript is spliced from 14 exons.